AUGGUUUGCCCGAAAAAGGUACAUAGCGGCGUUUCGGGCGACAAACAGCGCUGCGACCGCGAAGUGGCGGUGGACAUGCUCCCAUCCUCCGGCGAGCGCUCCUCGGAGACCACGGCGCUUACCGUCUUCACGCUCGCCCUAUCGCACUGCUUGGCGCUGCAGGUGGCCAAAGAUGUGGGCACGCUCGGUCUCGCGGUGCAACCGCAGCGGCUCUGGACAGCGCUCCUCGCUGGCGCCGUCUGCUAUGCGCACGUGAGGCCGUGGUCGAGCCGCUCGCUCUUCAGCCUUGCCGCGGCAGGGCUCGGCACGCUGUGCGCCCACGGCUCGCAGUCCAACCACGUCAUCGUGGAGAUGGCGCUCGCAGCAGGGGUGCUGCUGACUGCUCCGCUCGCGGCCCUCGUCGAGGACGCCAGCACGGCGAGCGCACGCGCCGCUCGCCGCGAGUGGUUGGUGCGGCUGGCGAGCUGCGUGCGCGCACAGCUGAGCGUCCUCUACGCCUCGGCUGCGCUCGCCAAGCUCAACAGCGGCUGGUUCGACCCAGCCUCCUCGUGCUGCGUCCAGAUGACGGCGGCGAUGCUCGGCGGUUGGCUUCCCGCGUGGCCGCGCCUGCUCCACCUGCUCCCCGCCGCAGCCAUCGCCUUCGAGGUCGGCUUCCCGCUCGCGCUCGGCGCCGCCUCCUUCGGCGGCGGAGGCGGCGAAGGAACCGGCCGCCGCUCGACGCUCCGCGCGUUGAUGGUGAGCGGAGCAUCCUUUCACGCGGCAAUCGCGCUGCCGCCACCUCCGCUGUCGGUGUACCCGUUCACGAUGCUGAUGGUGCCCUUCUACGUCGUCGGCCUGCUCCCUGAGGAGCUCGGCGUGCUCUGGUCGACGACCGCGUUUGGCUCCCUCGCGUGCGCCGCCCUCCUCCCGCCGCCGCGCCAGCCGCCCAAGGCGCAGGCCGCCUUGCCGCCAGCCACGGCCGCGAGGCGGGCGGCGAGCCUCCUCCCCGCAGCCUGCCUCGGCCUCCUUGCGGCGAUGCCGCUGCUCGGCGUGCGGACGCACCCCUCCCUCGCCAUGUUUUCGAACCUCGACGUCGGCGGCGGCGCCUCGAACCACUGGCUCCCCCACGCGGCGGGCCUGCGCUUGCCCGAGUGGCUCGUCCCGAGCGAGUACACCGCCGACGCCGCCCUCCUCCUCCUCGAGACGGACCACGGAGGCCUCGCCGCGGCGCAGGUCAACCUGGCGCCGCUGCUGCCGGCCGCGACACGGGGGGACCUCCGCGCCGUGAACGCGUGCGCCCGCUUCUACAUCUCGCCCCCCUCGUGGCGCGCUCCGCCCACCGAGCCGCUGGCGCCCUUUGGCUUGCCGCUGGUCGAGGUCCGGAGGCGACUCUCCGCGCAGCCCGGCGAGGGCCCGCAGGACUUCUACCUCCGCUACCGCGAGAUCCGCGCCGGCGCCCCCGUCGGACCCGAGCGGCUGUACCGGCGCCGCGCCGGCGUCCGGACCGCGGAGAGCGACCAGAGGCUCGACGCGCCGCUGCCUCCGAUCCGUGCUCUGCUCCACCGAUUCCGCGCCUUCGACGUAGAGGGAAAUGUGUGUCGUCACUGACAGCGGUAGAGCGUGAAGUACAGCGGUGUUUCUUGAUGUUAAAUGAUGAAAUG
Molecule: messenger RNA, 1640 nt
Organism: Emiliania huxleyi CCMP1516
Lineage: Eukaryota; Haptophyta; Isochrysidales; Noelaerhabdaceae
Exons: 3
Coding region: 1-1587 (528 amino acids)
Source: RefSeq, a predicted model, not a curated record